AUGAAAUCGGGACGCGUCUCAACUCAACCACCAAAUAGGAAUGCUUAUCAUCCAUUCAUGGGAACAUACGUUCCACCUGUUCCACCUCCAUUACCACGAAACAUCCACGAAUCAGUAUAUUCAGUGAAAAAUCCAUCAUCUAUGCAUACGACACGUUCUGCGAGUUCUCAACAGAGCGGAAACCAUGUUUGCACGAGUUAA
This is a messenger RNA of Auanema sp. JU1783, 201 nucleotides long. The record is from the annotation of a GenBank genome assembly. Lineage: Eukaryota; Metazoa; Nematoda; Chromadorea; Rhabditida; Rhabditidae.